CAGUUGGCGAAUGACACUUGUUUAAAUACUCAAAACAGAAGGAAUAACGUGCCAUGCGAUAACACUUUUUCGUGUCAUAUACUCAUAUUGUUUAUCGUUAUUGUAUGAAAGAAACUCUGUGUUAUUUUAUACUUUAGAAAGUUACCUACCAUUUUUUAAACAUUACAAUUAUAUUUAUGUAUAGUCAAUAAAUUAUCUUAUAUUUAUCUAUAUCACCGGAUUACUAAAAUCAUGUUGAAUAAAGCGUCAUUAGCAAUCAAAUACUUGUUAUUUGUCUUCAAUUUGAUAAUAUUUUUGAGUGGAAUUUUACUUUUAACCCUUGGAUUAUCAAUUCGUAACGUUUACAACCAAUAUGAACAAUUUUUAACAGAGCACUAUUUUACUGUGCCGUCUCUGUUGAUUGCCGUUGGUCUCGCAGUUCUAACAGUAUCAUUUUUUGGAUGCUGUGGCACAUUUAAGGAAAACAAUUGUAUGAUGAUCACCUUCGGAUUUCUUUUAGCAUCGUGUUUUAUAAUGGAAAUCGUAGGCGGUUUAGCUGGGUUUAUAUUAUUGGAAAAAACUCAUUCUGUAGUGACAUCAAAACUACACGAAACUAUGAUGUUUUAUAACAAAACAACGCACAUAACACAUAUAUGGGACGGACUUCAAACAUCUUUACAUUGUUGUGGAGCUGAGAAAUUGGAUGACUGGUAUCCCAUACUUGAAAACCAAUUACCUAUGUCUUGUUGUGGAUCAUAUGAUGGAGCAAUAGAUCAUCAGAAUUGUACAGCAUCUGAACCAACUGUUUACCAGCAACCAUGUUAUGAGUCAUUAUCAAAAAUUGUAAAAGAAAAUGCCAGUACGUUAAGUGGUGUUACUAUAGGAAUAGCGUUUUUGCAGUUGGUAGGUAUUAUGCUGUCAUGUUCAUUGUCAAAGUCUAUUCAAAAAAGUUAUAAACAAGUUUAAAAUCAUGCGUAUCAUUGAAACAAUAAUGCCAACCUGGCAUCUAUUUUUCAACUAAUAAAUACUUUUUUUAUAAAAAUAUUAAGAGAUAAAUAAUAUAUACAUUAGAAGAUAUUAUAUUUAUCUGUCAAUGAUAUACAUUUUAUUAAUAUAUGUAAAUGUGUUGUAUGUAUAAAUAAGUUUAAAAUAAUAAAUAUCAAGCAGUAAUGAGAGUUUAUAACUAUUAUCUUUACAUUAAAAAUGUUUUAGUAUAAGAUGGUCGAUGGAUAUUUGAAUUUUGUAGAAAUUAAUUAAUUAUUAAUUUAAUUACUUAUAAGUUAUAAUAUCAUAUUAUG
This is a messenger RNA of Metopolophium dirhodum (rose-grain aphid), 1277 nucleotides long. Its product is annotated as CD63 antigen-like. Gene Ontology annotation, cellular component: membrane. The transcript is spliced from 5 exons. Lineage: Eukaryota; Metazoa; Arthropoda; Insecta; Hemiptera; Aphididae. The coding region runs from base 232 to 945 and encodes 237 amino acids. The record is from RefSeq and is a predicted model, not a curated record.